CUAGAUGGAAUGGAAAGAUUCCUAAGAUCUUAACUCAUAGGCUAUUUCCGAAAGCUAAGUAUAGCAUUUGGAUUGAUGGCAAAAUGGAGCUUAUUGUUGAUCCAUUGCUAAUGCUUGAAAGGUAUCUUUGGCGGGGAAAGCAUGCAUUUGCUGUUUCUUGUCACAAACAUCAUAAGAGUAUACGAAGAAGCUAAUGCAAUCAAACGUAGGAAGCGGUAUGCUCGAUCAUUAGUUGAUCUUCACAUGAAAAUUUAUCGGUACGGGGGAAUGGAACCGUGGAGUCCGAAGAAAAGAACAAUAAGUGAUGUACCAGAGGGAGCCGUCCUAAAGCGAGAACACACAGCGAUGGCAAACUUGUUCAGCUGCCUUUGGUUCCACGAGGCUCUAGACAGCUACCACUACCUUUCCUGCCAAUUCUACGCGAUCGAAAAGACUUAUCUCGCUAGCAGCGAUCUGAUGGAUGGUUUGGAGGGAAAGAAACAAUGCUGUGUUCCGAGCAAUACCGACCAAUGCUAGCAGGUCACUUGAAUGGGUCAAAAUGUUGA
This is a messenger RNA of Ananas comosus (pineapple), 545 nucleotides long. RefSeq lists its product as uncharacterized. Bases 142 to 516 code for a protein of 124 amino acids. The transcript is spliced from 4 exons. The record is from RefSeq and is a predicted model, not a curated record. Lineage: Eukaryota; Viridiplantae; Streptophyta; Magnoliopsida; Poales; Bromeliaceae.